This is a messenger RNA of Hibiscus syriacus, 1254 nucleotides long. RefSeq lists its product as uncharacterized. Bases 14 to 1054 code for a protein of 346 amino acids. Lineage: Eukaryota; Viridiplantae; Streptophyta; Magnoliopsida; Malvales; Malvaceae. The transcript has 3 exons. The record is from RefSeq and is a predicted model, not a curated record.
ACUGACAGGAAAAAUGGAAAGUUUCAAUCUUGGAUGGUUACUUUUGGUAGCAAUUUUGGCGACUUCAAGCCUGCCAUUUUCACAAGCCUUUGGGAGAGUAAAGACUGGUGUUUUUCUAUCCCCUAAGGUCGAGCUCGAACCGGGAUUGGUGUCGAAUAAACUCUAUUUCGACGUCGAUUUUCCGAGAGGUCAUAUUGCCUUGAAAAGUUUCAAUGCCGAACUUGUUGACGAUGCUGGGAAUCCAGUUCCACUCUACGAUACUUAUCUGCAUCACUGGAUUGUUGCGAGGUUCUUUGUACGUCAAGGUUUGGGAACUCGCGACAUUUCGAGACUCAAUAGUUCGGAUUAUAUCUCGGGAAGAAACAGCGGGAUAUGUAACGAUGGAACACUCGAUCAGUUCUUCGGUCUUGGUUCUGAGACACGAAAAACUGCGACUCAUAUUCCUGAUCCUUACGGAAUAGAAAUCGGUAAUCCUGCUGAGAUUCCUUCUGGUUUUGACGAGACGUGGGCGAUUAACAUUCAUGCGAUCGAUACGAGGGGAGCGGAAGAUACGAUGGGAUGCACUGAAUGCCGGUGCGAUCUUUACAAUGUCACGAGGGAUGAAACCGGACAACCUUUGAGUCCAAACUACAAAGGGGGCUUGUUAUGUUGCUAUGAUGGCACACGCUGUAGGAGGAAAGAAGGGUUUAAUGGCAUCAAAAGAACACUUUACCUUCGAUACACCGUCGAGUGGGUUGACAUGGAUAGCUCGAUCACGCCUGUUAAAGUUUACAUAUUCGACGUUGCGGAUAUGUGGAAGAGGUCCAGAAAUUCCACCGGGAUUAAUUCAGAGCACGAUUGCAGGGUUGAAUACAGCAUUGAAUCGUGCCGAGCAACGGGAUCGACGAGAAACGUAUGCAUUGACAACAAAAGGAUUAGUCUCGACAUGCCAUUCAGUGGCUAUGUGAUAUAUGGUGUUGCACACCAACAUGCUGCAGGUUCUGGUUCUUCUCUCUAUAGGAAGGUAUGGAAAUGGUGGCCGAGUUUUGUGCUCUUCAAUACCGAAAUACGGUAAAGGGAACGAAGCCGGAAAUGAAUCUGGGUACGUUGUAGGAAUGUCCACCUGCUAUCCUAGACCAGGGAGUGUGAAGAUAUCAAAAGGGGAGACUCUAAUUCUAGAGUCCAAGUAUAGUAAUAUCAAACAACAUACUGGACUUAUGGGGCUAUUCUACCUUUUGGUUGCCGAGAAAUUGCCCUAGUCUGCUGGAGAAGAUG